AUGAUUCGCCCUUGCACACUUAGCGAUAUCCCAGCAUUGCAGAAGAUCAGCAGAGCCACAUUUAAGGACACAUUCAUGGACUCAAACACUGAAGAAGAUAUGGCCAAGUUUCUCGAUGAUGCUUACAAUAUUCCAAAAUUAACUCGCGAAAUGAAUAACAAGAACAGUCAAUUUUACUUUGGAUUGCUUGAUGGUGAAGUUGCUGGAUAUUUAAAGGUAAAUAUGGAAAACGCACAAUCCGAAGCCAAGCCACUUAACUAUCUUGAAAUUGAAAGACUAUACAUCGAUAAGAAAUUCAAGAGACGUGGCUUAGGAAAGAUUUUAAUGAACUAUGCUGAAACAAUUGCAAAAAUUUAUAGAAAAGAUCACGCCUGGCUUGGUGUUUGGGAGCAUAACAAUAACGCCUUAGCUUUUUAUAAGUCAAUGGGAUACAACAAAGUUGGGGCACACACAUUUGUCGUUGGAACAGACGCUCAAACUGACUUGAUCUACGAGAAAAAGCUUGAAUAG
Messenger RNA from Trichomonas vaginalis G3, 510 nucleotides. RefSeq names its product acetyltransferase (GNAT) domain-containing protein. Gene Ontology annotation, molecular function: acyltransferase activity, transferring groups other than amino-acyl groups. The record is from RefSeq and is a predicted model, not a curated record. The transcript has a single exon. The coding region runs from base 1 to 510 and encodes 169 amino acids. NCBI's taxonomy places the organism in Eukaryota, Parabasalia, Trichomonadida, Trichomonadidae.